CUUUUCUCCAGAACUUUGAUCCGGCCGAAGCACAACAGCGAAAGCUAUUGCAUGCCUUACCAACAUGGCUGAUAAAAAUACGAAUAAAGCCAUCGAAGACGAGGAUGACGAGAUAGAUGAGGAUGAAAGCAUAUCUGAGCGAUUGUUGGGAUUAACAGAGAUGUUCCCAGAGGGUAUUCGCAAGACUUGUGCCUGUGCCACAUCUUUUCUUGCAGCAGCAACUAAGUCAAGCUUCUUUCUUCUUCGUGGUGCUCUUUGGAUUGCUAGCUCCUCUGCGGUUAUUCUUAUCCUCCCUGUGAUAUUUGAAUCGGAGAGGGCUCAACAGCAUGAAGAACAACUUCAGCAACAGAGACAGAUCUUGCUGGGACCCAAUGCAGCCGUUUCUGGAAGUGCAGGCAGUAAUAGUUUGUUACCAGGAAUGGGUAUGGUACCUCCAUCAAGAGGUUAAUGUGAGACAUCAUAUUUGCAAGCUUUAGUGCCAGUCAUUAUAUUCAUCAGCAUUUUAGCUUGUCAUCAAGGUUUUUAUGAAUGUUUUAGUAGAAGUUUUAACUAGUUGUUUAGCAACAAUUUUAAAUAGUGAAAAAAAAAUUAUUAGAGAUCUUGUUAUUUAAACUAAACUUGCUUUGCCUCAAGUGGUAACUUAGUUGUAAAAAUUCUGUUGUAUAAGUAGAACAAAAAUGGUGAAAUGUGUGAUUGUUCUGAAUCAAAGCAACAUCCUAUUUCUAUUCUACAUGUUAGCUAGUGGUUACAUUUGUGCAAAAAGUAGAAGUGUCACAAUGUUCAUUUGCUAUUGUUUGUAAGAAUAUGCCUAAGUAGUGCAAUUUUGGGAACAUUUUCUGCUUUGAAGGUUCCAGCAAAUUUUGUCUUCAAUUGUACAUCAGGCCAAUGGAAAAGAGACUUUAUAAAAUUCCAAGCUCUAUUGCUUUUCUUUUGUGUGCAUAUAUUUUUAUGCAGACAUUUUUUAAGAAAAUACAUGUUACAUUAUUUGAAUAAAAUGUUUAUUACACAUCA
This is a messenger RNA of Physella acuta, 1011 nucleotides long. Its product is annotated as mitochondrial import receptor subunit TOM22 homolog. Gene Ontology annotation, biological process: intracellular protein transport. The record is from RefSeq and is a predicted model, not a curated record. Gene Ontology annotation, cellular component: mitochondrial outer membrane. NCBI's taxonomy places the organism in Eukaryota, Metazoa, Mollusca, Gastropoda, Physidae.